AACUCAGACAUGGAACAGUAAGAACAAAGAGAUAGACUAACACGCCGGAAAAAAAAAAAAAAAAAAAAAAUCUUUAUCGCAGACAUUCGGAGACAGCAAAUUUUCCUCAUCUGUGCUGUAACAAAAAUCGAAAAGCAGAAAUACGUGAUUUUAGUUUUAAUUUACAUUUUGGGAUUAAUAAAAAUAACGCAAUGUGCGUGAACACAUCUACAUAACACAAGAAAACAAGAAUAUUCUAAAAAAAAAAAGGCCAAACGAAAAAAAUGAAUACAUGCAAUGAUGAGACAAUAUAGAUGUUUAGAGUAUGAGAAAACAAUCGGCACUGUACAGUUUUGAAAUUUGUCUUCCUUUCUUUAAUUCUGAUGAUUGACGAUGCAAAUAGUCAGACCCUGGGCCUCUACUACACUAAUGCAUUUCUUUGCCCCCAUGAAAAUAAAUAUCACGAACCAUGCCCAUCGGAAUUCAGAUUUGUAUGCUACAGACGAUACAUUGCUGACACACAUUCCUUUCACACGUAAAUCUAUAUUUUUAAUUAUCUUAAUUUCAAACAACCAAGUAUCACCUGCGAAACAAAAAACAGCCUUUUCCAAUAACAAUGGCCACUUGUAUACUAGCAUUUACCGUAAAGCAACUUUCACUGGUAGCAGCCUCCACUUCCACUAGAUAUGCAAUAUUAAUGACAUCAAUAUACUAACCACUUGAGUCUAUAAUUUCCUCUCCCGUCGGUGUAGGGGAGAGGAAAGCGAGCAUUAUAGAGCUGAGUGGCAGCUGCCUUGGCUCUCCGAUCCACUUGCUCAUUCCCACUGAUACCAACAUGCGCUGGCACCCAACAGUUAUCUUUUUAUGUUCUGAUAUCAGUGCAAGCCAAUCUUGAAUCUCCCUCACCACUGGAUGUGAUGAGUUAAAGUUCUUGGUUGCUUGUAAGGCACUGCGAAAGUCGCAAUAUAUUAUAAUAGGAUGGUUCCGAAGACAUCCAAUGAUUUUGACUGCUGCGAGGGUGGCAUGUAACUCUGCAGAGUCGUGGGAAUGAUGACUGUAACCUAAACAGCAUUUUUGUUAUCUUCCCUAACAGUAGGAUGGUCGCUUAAAGGGUCAAAGGUUAGCAGAAAAUAUCAUGCUACCAAAUCAGAGCUGAUGAGCAUUUAUUCUCUUAGAUCAGAGCCGAAGAUGCUGUGUAGGAUGAGGACGACGUCAUUCAGACCCCCUCUUGCUCCUGGAAACACAAUAUGGCUCAGAAAAGGACAUUUAGGGAUGCUUAGCUUGGCUGACGCAGACUUUCAACCUUGGCUGAAAAGGUUCCAGGCUGAUAAUACCAGAGCGUUCUGCAGUGCAUGCAAGCGUGAUGUUGCUGCUGAGGUGACAGCCAUCAAGCGACACAAAAGGACGAACCUUCAUACUGCAAAUCUAGAAUCGCUAAUGGCAUUGCAUUUGCAACAAUAUUAUUUUGUUUUGUUGCAGAGCACAAUUUGCCUUUUGCAGUAGCUGACGGUCUGAUUGAUGUGAUGAAGGCUAUGUUUGUCGACUCUGCUAUUGUCCAAGGUAUGCGGCUGAAGAGGACAAAAGGCAGUGACACAAUGAAAUAUUUGAAGUAAUGACUGAAGUGCUAGUCAAACAACUAUAGAACUAUAAGUUUUCCAUCUUAAUCGAUUGCAAUAGCAAUUAAAACCAAUUUUGUCUGUCUGGUCAAUUGUAUUUGAGUCAGAAUCUUCUAAGGGGUCGACUGGGAAAAAUAAUGAUGGAGAAUAAUAAUAUAACCAAAUGUUAUUGGUUUUGUGGCAGAUGGAGCUUCAAAUAUAAUGGAAGAGUACAAUUCUGUUUCAAGCAGAUUAUAAGCAGACCUCCCUGCAAUUGUUAUUUUCAGAUGCCACUCUCUCCACCUUUAUGAUUCUGAAGUUGCAAAGAAUCUUCCUCGCAGUUGAGAGGAUUUACUGAGAUCACUAUAUUCCCAUUUCUCUCAGGGCACCGAGAGAAAUAACGAAUUACAGAAGUUUGAGGUGAUCUGUAAACCUCACCCUAUCUCCAUCCCUGUCAGACACGGUGGCUCUUUCUACCUCAGGCAGUCGACCGUACAUUAGAGCUAUGGAACAAAAUAGAUCCUGCACAUUCUGCAAUACAUUUCACCCUUUAUCAAAUUUAUUUAGGUAAUCGUGUUUUUGAGAUGCUUCACACAACGGGUAGUUGCCGCCUUCCAUUUCAGGUGCAAGGUGUUCCUAAUAACACUAUGUC
This is a messenger RNA of Penaeus chinensis, 2226 nucleotides long. RefSeq lists its product as uncharacterized. NCBI's taxonomy places the organism in Eukaryota, Metazoa, Arthropoda, Malacostraca, Decapoda, Penaeidae. Bases 1135 to 1482 code for a protein of 115 amino acids. The record is from RefSeq and is a predicted model, not a curated record. The transcript is spliced from 2 exons.